CACAAUUAUCUCAUCUCAAGCUUUUGGACUUCACUAAGACAUUGCAAGUUUUCAACAAACGCCUUUUGUACUCAUGGCUCGAACACAACAACGAUACCGUGGCGUCCGGCAACGACAUUGGGGAUCCUGGGUUUCCGAAAUUCGUCAUCCUUUAUUGAAAACAAGAAUUUGGCUAGGAACAUUUGAGACCGCAGAGGAUGCUGCCCGAGCAUACGAUGAGGCGGCGAGGCUCAUGUGCGGGCAACGUGCGAGAACAAACUUCCCAUACAACCCCAAUUUGUCACAAACAUCUUCCUCCAAAUUACUUUCAGCUACUUUAACAGCAAAACUUCAUAGAUGUUACAUGGCUUCACUUCAAAUGAGCAAACCAUCAAUCCAACAACAACAACAACAACAAAUGAUGAUGAACCAAAAACAAAGAAUGUGUUCCACUCAUUCUACUGAAUCUUGUCAAGAUACUAAACCCGCGAUUAAUGUGAUGCAACACGAGCUGCAACCAUCAAUGGAGCACAAAAAUGUUCAUCAUAAUUAUCAUCAUCAUCAACAACAACAACAUCAUGAACAACAAUUUUUUGCAACGCUAGAAGACCAUCAUAUUGAACAAAUGAUCGAGGAGUUGCUUCAUUAUGGAUCAAUUGAACUUUGUUCUAUGGGUCAAUCGCAAAUAUAGUUUUGUGAUUUUUCCUAGAUCAACAGUUUUUGUAUAAACUUUAUAAAUCGACUGUCGUUUAAAUUGUUUUUUAAAACAGACAUUUUGGUUUGGUUACCUAUACAGUAACCAAAAUAAA
Erigeron canadensis is the source of this 788-nucleotide messenger RNA. RefSeq names its product ethylene-responsive transcription factor ERF003-like. The coding region runs from base 74 to 670 and encodes 198 amino acids. Gene Ontology annotation, molecular function: DNA-binding transcription factor activity; DNA binding. NCBI's taxonomy places the organism in Eukaryota, Viridiplantae, Streptophyta, Magnoliopsida, Asterales, Asteraceae. The transcript is spliced from 2 exons. The record is from RefSeq and is a predicted model, not a curated record. Gene Ontology annotation, biological process: regulation of DNA-templated transcription.